This is a messenger RNA of Cyprinodon variegatus (sheepshead minnow), 1823 nucleotides long. RefSeq names its product paired box 3 (gene pax3). Lineage: Eukaryota; Metazoa; Chordata; Actinopteri; Cyprinodontiformes; Cyprinodontidae. Gene Ontology annotation, molecular function: DNA-binding transcription factor activity, RNA polymerase II-specific; RNA polymerase II cis-regulatory region sequence-specific DNA binding. Gene Ontology annotation, biological process: regulation of transcription by RNA polymerase II; anatomical structure development. Bases 276 to 1808 code for a protein of 510 amino acids. The record is from RefSeq and is a predicted model, not a curated record. The transcript is spliced from 8 exons.
GUCAACAAGCACCAACAUCCCGCCGCUGAUCGUCCGCCUCGCUCGGUCACAGUAAAAACCUCCAGAAAGCGAAGCGCUGUGCGACAUUAACCCCCCAGCUCACCGCCUCCCCCCCGCUGCCUGCCGGCGGCCCGGGACUCCCCGGUGUUUAGCCGUAGCCCGGGAGGCGGCUAAGCCCUGCCGAGGGUGUUAACUUUCCAGCCGGACCCAGGCUCUUAGUGUCCGGUUCGCGGCCCCCGGCCGGCCGCUGGGGCUCCGGAGGAGCGGCUGGAGGUAUGGCUGCGCUGGCGGGGUCCGUGCCCAGGAUGAUGCGACCCACGCUGGCUCAGAACUACCCCCGCAGCGGCUUCCCUCUGGAAGUUUCCACCCCGCUGGGUCAGGGCCGGGUCAACCAGCUCGGAGGAGUUUUCAUCAACGGCAGGCCUUUGCCCAACCACAUCCGACACAAGAUCGUGGAGAUGGCCCACCACGGCAUCCGUCCCUGCGUCAUCUCCAGGCAGCUGCGGGUCUCCCACGGCUGCGUGUCCAAAAUCCUGUGCCGCUACCAGGAGACGGGCUCCAUCAGACCCGGGGCGAUCGGAGGCAGCAAGCCGAAGGGACCAUCGCCGGACGUGGAGAGGAGGAUAGAGGAAUACAAGCGGGAAAACCCGGGUAUGUUUAGCUGGGAGAUUCGGGAUAAAUUACUGAAGGAUGGAAUAUGUGACCGAAACAACGUUCCUUCAGUGAGCUCCAUCAGCCGCAUCAUGAGGACUAAGUUUGGGGGGAAAGGUGAGGAAGAGGAGGAGGAAGAGGAGAUGGAGAAGAAGGAGCUGGAGGAGAGCGAGCCAAGGGCCAAACACAGCAUCGAAGGCAUCUUAGGAGACAGAUCGAGUCACUCGGAUGACGGUUCGGACGUGGAGUCGGAGCCCGAUCUGCCCCUGAAGAGGAAACAGCGGCGCAGUCGGACCACCUUCACAGCCGAGCAGCUGGAGGAGCUGGAGAGGGCCUUUGAAAGGACCCACUACCCGGACAUCUACACCAGGGAGGAGCUGGCUCAGAGGGCCAAGCUCACCGAAGCCAGGGUGCAGGUGUGGUUCAGCAACAGGAGAGCGAGGUGGAGGAAGCAAGCUGGAGCCAAUCAACUGAUGGCGUUUAAUCACCUGAUCCCAGGCGGAUUCCCCCCCACGGCCAUGUCCAGCAUCCCGCCGUACCAGCUCUCUGACAGCGCCUACUCCCCGUCCUCCAUAGCACAAGUGUCGGAGCCGCCGAGCACGCUGCACCGCCCCCAGCCUCUGCCUCCGUCCUCAGGCCAUCAGGCCUCUGGAGGCGCAGGGCAAGGAGACGGAGGCUCCGCCUACUGCCUCGCCUCCGGACGCCACUCCUUCUCAGGCUACUCGGACGGCUUUGUGAGCCCAGGGGGGCCGACGAAUCCCAUGAACUCUGCGAUAGGAAAUGGGCUCUCCUCACAGGUGAUGGGUCUGCUGAACCCAGGCGGCGUGCCGCACCAGCCCCAAAGCGACUACGCCAUCUCCCCUCUGACCGGGGGCCUGGAGUCGCCCGCCGCCAUGGCCGCCAGCUGCAGCCAGCGAAUGGACCACAUCAAAGGCCUGGAGGGUCUCUCCAGCGUCCCGUCCAUGUCGGCGCUGCCCUCGCUGCCCAGCUCCCAGUCCUACUGCACCCCGUCCUACAGCUCAGCGGGCUACAGCGUGGACCACGUGGCGUCCUACCAGUACGGCCAGUACGGACAAAGUAAGGUCAAUAAUCACCCCCCCUUUUUCCAACUGCCUCCAUCUGUUUACAUCCAGGAAAGAAGCUUGCUAGCUAGCUAGCUUUCAUUAUACAUA